Messenger RNA from Dovyalis caffra, 579 nucleotides. Lineage: Eukaryota; Viridiplantae; Streptophyta; Magnoliopsida; Malpighiales; Salicaceae. The record is from the annotation of a GenBank genome assembly.
AUGCAGCCCCCACCUCUGAAAGCUGAGGGAAGGCAGUGCCCUCGAUUGUUCCAGAGAGAAGGAAGGGAAGGAUUCAAUCCAGCCAUAGGGUUCCUUACGGCUACCUUGUUUCGAACGAAAGCUCCCCUGGGUCGCGGCGGAGUAAGUCAAAGAUCCAGUGCGCAUUCGGGGCGUCUACAUCCGCGCCAUCAUAAAAAAAGAGUUUUUGGCGAUCUCAUGUGCGGCUUCGAGAAAGUCCAAGUCCUCUCGGCCCCUCGAACAAUACUUGCCACAGAAACCCAUACCUCUACAAUACUGGUGGCAGUCUUUCUGGAGAAGAAGGUAGCCUUGGCUAAAGCUCUACGAAUUUCUUUUCGUAGGCGUUCCGGCUCCGAAUCAUUGUUGUUCGGAACGCUGGGCUCGGCUGGCCCGCAUGGAGCCGGAGAACCAUCGGUACCAAACCAAUCCGUUGGCCCGGUCGAUCCAUGUAGAAUUUUCGGAGCGGAGGGUUUUCGACUUGUUGUGGGGCAGGUAGUUUUUGCUUUGCUGACUUUGAUUUCGAAUCAAUUGACACAAGUUCUGUAUAAGGUGAAGGAGUGA